AUGACACUUACAAAAUUAGAUUCGAAAGGUUAUUCGCCAAGAACUAUAAUAAUUGAUAAUUAUGACUCUUAUACCUUUAAUUUAUUACAACUUUUGAACAAUACUGAAAAUGUUAUCGUUAUUAGAAAUGAUCAAUUUUCUUGGACUGAAUUUGAACAAAACAUUCUACCACAUUUUGAUAAUAUUAUAAUAUCUCCAGGACCAGGAAGUCCCGAAAAUUCAUCGGAUUUUGGUAUUUGUUCAAAAAUUCUUAAAUUAAAUAACAUCCCAAUACUUGGUGUAUGUUUAGGACAUCAAGGAAUCGGUUAUGCAUUUGGUGGAAAGAUUAAAAAUGCUGAAAAGAUUAUGCACGGAAGAUCAAGCCUUAUAUAUCACGAUGGUGGAGAUGGCGACAUUUCCUUAUUUUCUGGAAUACCGAAUCCAUUUUGGGCAGUUAGAUAUCAUAGUUUAGUCGUUGAUAAUGAAAAUUUACCUUCAGAAUUAAUUGUAUCAGCUUGGUGUUUUGAUGAAAAUAAUUUACAAAAAGAUCAUUCGUUUAAUCAAUAUUCACCACCACCAUCACCAUCAUCUAGUCAUUCUUUAGAAAAAUCUAGUAAAAUCAUGGGAUUAAAACAUAUAAAAGAACCGAUUUAUGGUGUACAAUUUCAUCCAGAGGCAUGGUUUUCUAUUUGCACAGAAUAUGGUUAUAAAAUAAUAAAGAAUUUUAACGAAAUAACAAAAAAGUAUCAUGGAAAAAAGCAAGGAUUAACAUUUUCAAGACCAAAGCUUCCAUAUAAUAUUUCAGCACUUUCAGUAAUUCCUUCCAAUUUUUUUAUUUUCAAUCCAAUAACAAGGAUUAAUAAUAAUAAACCAAAAUAUUAUCUUGUAAUGAAACAAUUUCACGAGAAUAAAUGGUUAGAUCCAUACCUGGUGUUUAAAGAAAUUCAACAAGAUUCACAAAAUGGAUUUUCAUUUAUGGGUUCAACACCAAAUUUUUCAAAUACGUUUUCAGUGUCAUAUUCCACUUUAGAAAAAGAUUUGAAAAUACAUUGCACAAAUGGAAAAAUUAUUUCAAAAAAAUUAGAAGAAAAUCAAACAUUUUGGGAUUGGAUGUCAAAUGCAACAAGACUAAUUAAUCAAAAUAUUGGCAUCACAAAAAUAUUAAAAAAUAAUGGAUUACUUUAUGAUAUCUUAAAAUUAAAAAAAAAAGAGCAUCUAAUAAUACCAUUUGAUUUCCGCUUAGGAAUGGUUGGUUAUUUUGGCUAUGAAAUGAAAUGUGAAUCUAUGCCUGGUUAUGUAAAGGUUGUUCCUAAUGGUGUUGGCCCAAACAAUAAAUGUCCUGAUUCAGCAUUUAUAUUUUCAACAUAUGCAAUAGUAUUUGAUCACUUAAAAAAAAGAUUAUGGUCAAUUGGAUUAAUUAAAAAUGAUGAUGGCAAUUCAUUGAUAGAUUAUAAUGAGUUGGAAGAAGAAAGAAAUACCAAUUAA
Molecule: messenger RNA, 1464 nt
Organism: Entrophospora sp. SA101
Lineage: Eukaryota; Fungi; Glomeromycota; Glomeromycetes; Entrophosporales; Entrophosporaceae
Source: the annotation of a GenBank genome assembly